Messenger RNA from Otolemur garnettii (small-eared galago), 1320 nucleotides. Its product is annotated as carcinoembryonic antigen-related cell adhesion molecule 6-like. Gene Ontology annotation, biological process: regulation of immune system process; signal transduction. Gene Ontology annotation, molecular function: protein tyrosine kinase binding. The record is from RefSeq and is a predicted model, not a curated record. The transcript is spliced from 6 exons. Bases 93 to 1151 code for a protein of 352 amino acids. Gene Ontology annotation, cellular component: cell surface; plasma membrane. NCBI's taxonomy places the organism in Eukaryota, Metazoa, Chordata, Mammalia, Primates, Galagidae.
CAGAGCAGACCUGUCAGAGCAGCUGUACCUGUGAACGUUCCUGGAGCCGAAGCUCUUCUGCACAGAGGAGGACAAAGUAGGUGGCAGGGACUAUGGAGACCCCUUCAGUCCCUCCCUGUACCCGUCGUGUCCCCUGGCAGGGGCUCCUGCUCAUAGUCUCACUUCUCACCUCCUGGAACCCGCCCACCACUGCCCAGCUCACUGUUGAAACCGUGCCGCCCAGUGCUGCAGAGGGGACAGAUGUCCUUCUACUCGUCCACAGUCUGACAGACAGUCCUUUGGGCUACAGCUGGUACAAAGGAAACAGGGUGGAUAGCAGCAGUCAAAUUCUAGCAUACCUAGUAGCCACUCAGACGAGUACCCCAGGGCCUGCACUCAGCGGUCGAGAGACAAUAUACCCCAAUGGGACCCUGCUAUUGCGGAAUGUCCCCCAGAACGACACAGGAUACUACACCAUACAAGUCUUAACACAAAAUCUUCUGAGUGAAGAAGCAACUGGACAGUUACGCGUGUACCCGGAGUUACCCAGACCCUUCAUCACAAGCAACAACUCCAACCCCGUGGAAAACAAAGACUCUGUGGCAUUAACCUGUGAACCAGCAGCUCAGAAUGUGACCUACCUGUGGUGGCUAAACAAUCAGAACCUCCCAGUCAGUCCCAGGCUGCAGCUGUCCCCGGAUAACAGCACUCUCACUUUACUCAGUGUCACUAGGUCUGACUCAGGACCCUUUGUGUGUGAAACACGGAACCCAGUGAGUGCCAAGAGCAGUGACCCCUUCACCCUGAAUGUUCUCUAUGGCCCCGACACCCCCACCAUUUCCCCUCCAGAGUCAUCUUACAUUUCGGGGGCAAACCUCAACCUCUCCUGCCACGCAGACUCAAACCCACCUGCAAACUAUUCUUGGCUUAUCAAUGAGAGGUCACGGCGAGACACACAAGUGCUCUUUAUCCCCGGAAUCACUACAAAGGAUAGCGGAUCCUACGCCUGCCGUGCCCAUAACUCAGCCACAGGCCUCAGUGUGACCGCAGUCAAGAAAAUCACAGUCUCGGAUCCUUCAGAUCCUCCAGUGCCAGGAAGUUCUCCUGGCCUCUCAGCGGCAGCCACUGUUGGCAUCGUGAUUGGAGUACUGGCCAGGGUGGCUCUGAUAUAGCAACCUUGCUGCAUUUUCUGUAUUUCUGGAAGAUUGGCAGGCGGAUGAAAUUGCCUAGUCUUCUUUGAACUUCAAAGCCCAGAAACCAACACAACCAACUUCAGCCUCCCCAUCCCCAGUGACCACAGAGACAAUUUAUUCAGAAGUAAAAAAGAAGUAAUGCAACCUG